Didymodactylos carnosus is the source of this 870-nucleotide messenger RNA. The record is from the annotation of a GenBank genome assembly. NCBI's taxonomy places the organism in Eukaryota, Metazoa, Rotifera, Eurotatoria, Philodinida, Philodinidae.
AUGUUUAAUGAACGUACAUUUGGUCAGGCACUUGCUGCAUUUCUUAUCGUUUUAUCAUUGAUAGCAUUAAUGACUCUGAUAUACUUUUUACUGGAAGAUAUUAUCAAAGAGCGAAUAGAACCACAUCCACUUAGCGGAUUUAAAUCCUAUGAAGUUCGAGAGUUCAGUUCUGUUAGCCGUCAACCGUCAAUACACAGUGAGGCAGCUGUGCCAAUUCCUACUCCCACUCCGUUGACACCACAACCACGUCUUCCAACACCUCCGAUUCCUACACCACCUAGAAAAGAAUCAAUAUCAGCUAUAGUCCAGAAGCCUGUUGUCGAUGUGAACAAAGUUCGUCAAGAACUUCUACUUGCAAUUGAUCAAAGAACAAUCGAACGUUUGGAAAAUGCUAUUCAGCAAGUAAAAGACAACAAUUUCACACAAGAAUUAAAAUAUGAAUAUGAGCGUGCAUUAGAAGUACUGAGUCGAUUGAUGAAAAUUGAACAAAUGAAGAUUAAAGUAUUGAGACUAAAUCAAGCAACAAUAGCAGAAUUACAUAGUUAUACAAAACCACCAGAAGAAGUUCCUACGGUGAUGAAAGCAACAUUUUUACUUUUGGGUCAUUCAGAAAAAGAUUUACAGGACUGGUCCCAGAUACAAAAUCUUCUUGGUCGAUUAGGGCGAGAGAGUGUGAGAAGACGAUGUUAUGAAUUAAAUCCAUUGGGAAUACCGGUUGACAAAGCACGAGAAGCAAAAGCAAUUUUAAGAAAUUACGAUUUACUACGAGUUAGUGAAAUAUCCGUGGGUUUAUCAGCGUUUUACAGUUGGGCAGCGACAAUGAUUGAAGAAAGAGAAAAGUUGCUGGAAUCUCAGCGUCGAAUUCGAUAG